Messenger RNA from Penicillium egyptiacum, 297 nucleotides. Lineage: Eukaryota; Fungi; Ascomycota; Eurotiomycetes; Eurotiales; Aspergillaceae. The record is from the annotation of a GenBank genome assembly.
AUGCCUGUAACACGUGCACAUGGACGCCAGGAAUACCACAAGAAUAAGCUUCACCUCCCACGUAUUCUCUGCUUACACGGUGGCGGAAGCAACGCACACAUUUUCAAGACGCAAUGCCGUGUGGUCUCGCGCAUGCUAGAGCCAUACUUGCGAUUUGCCUAUGCUGAAGCGCCAUUAGAUUCGAUGCCGGGGCCGGACGUCCUUCGGUUUACGCUGACUAUGGCCCGUUCAAUCGACGGCUCCCGGAGCACGAGGUCGAGGAUAGAGCGGCAAUUGAAGCUAUCAACAAUUCGAUAA